This is a messenger RNA of Penicillium vulpinum, 1536 nucleotides long. RefSeq lists its product as uncharacterized. The transcript is spliced from 3 exons. The record is from RefSeq and is a predicted model, not a curated record. Bases 1 to 1536 code for a protein of 511 amino acids. Lineage: Eukaryota; Fungi; Ascomycota; Eurotiomycetes; Eurotiales; Aspergillaceae.
AUGGCACAAAAACUCGACUUGGGUCAAUCCGCUCUGCGAAUCCGAGAUUCAAACUUGCAGCUCCAUCUGGCCGCAUCGGCCCAUUUCAACCAACGAUUAAGUCAUGGAGCCCCCCAAAUACCAAUUGACCUCUCGGGAUCGCCAAAUCUUGAAAGUGUAUGGAUAACGGAGGCGCCAGAGCUGGAGUUGCGCUUCUUCAUCGGGGGAAAUUGGGAUCAAAAUGAAAAGGCGGCAUUCGUAUCAAAGUUGAGAGGCAAACUGUGUGAUAUGAAGAUCUGGUCUGAUCUGGGAUUCUCGGUUGAGCUCAAGACGGGUGCACUUGAAAAUUGCAUUGACGCUUCUGCUUUCCACUGCCUCAAACUUGGUCUGUGUAGAGGGUGUCGAGUACAAAAUCUCACAACGGGUUGGACUUUGCCCAGCUCGAUGACCAAUCCCCCAGAUGCGCGUCCUCCCCCGGGUGUACCGGUAGCUACUUUGGCUUCAAUUGACGUUCGGCUGGAGUACCGCUUUGAGGCCAAGGAUAAACUACAAGCCCAGAACUGUUCCAAGUUGGAGGUUGGUCUUCUUGGGCACGCAUCCUGGGAUUUCCCCGGUCAUCAACUGCUAGGGACAAUGGCAGAACUUCCAAUCCUACAACAAGUACACAAUGAGGGCCCCUAUGAAACUCUUGAAUCACAGUCUUCUUGCAUAUCUGGAGGGAGAUCAAACCCAUCACAUGAGGAACUCUUCCGGCUGUUUGACCUUGGAAUUCAAAGACUGCUCAUUUCCAACUUUAUCAAAGAUCCGACGAUUCGUGUCCCACAACAGGCCACAAUCAAGAGCUUCGCAGAUAUAUCUCCCGCGGUGUUCAAUCCUGGAUAUCGGGAUGCGAUCAACCAGCGAGCAUUGACAAUUCCAAUAAUCACGAAAGCCAUAUCAUCUAUGCUGGCGGGAAACAAAGAUCCAUCCACCAAUGCUAAAUUAGCAGAUUUGUUAGGGCUCACUCACUCUCAAGGCACGGAUGGCUUCACGACACAACCUCAAGUUUCAGGUUGCAGGGCUGCGAUCCUCUCAUCGCUUUGGCGUAUCGCCCAGAAAAAUAUGCCCAAGAUAAAGACAAUUAAAAGACGAGCUUCGAUGCUCCCUACAGAGCAUGUAUCAAACAGACAGGCUGGAUCAAACGAUUCCGUGCGUCACAUGUCUACGAAUCAAGUACAAUUCGAGAACGGAAAUCCCGGGCUGCCUCAGUCUUUUGAAACACAGGAUCAUGACCAGAAUGAAGAAAGUGACAUGUGUUUGUUGAAUAGCGAAUCAGAUGAUCAGCUUUUGGACAAUUUCAGUGAGACAAGCUUCACAGACAUUGGGGAAUCGACUCAAACAUCCCUUAAUACAUUAUUAUCAACUAUUGGGUCUUCUCAGACUUCGUAUGGUGAUCAUGAUACUAUGCUUCUCUUGGAUCAUGGUCAAUUGGCAGAUUACCCGGGAAACUAUGGGACAGAUUAUGAUCCUGGAGAAGAUAUGGACAAUACAGAUAUUAUAAUGGCUGAUGAUCUUUAG